AUGUCGAUCAAAGGACCUGCCCCCGCACCGACCUCCUUCCCCGGCGCUGAAAAGCUGCGCAUCGGUAUUGUGCAUGCACGAUGGAACAUAGAAGUGAUUGAAUCGCUCGUCAAAGGUGCGCUCGAAUCGAUCGCCAAGGCGGGCGUGCCAUCUGAAUGUGUCUUGAUCGAGUCUGUGCCCGGCACUUGGGAGCUGCCCAUUGGCACCCAGCAGUACGUACAGCAUACCGCUGACCAUAGCAUGAUUGCAUCUCAGGCUGUCGAUGCGGUUCUUUCGAUCGGAUGUGUGAUCAAAGGAUCGACGAUGCAUUUCGAGUACAUUUGUGAUGCGGCGCUGCACGGCCUCAUGCGUAUCGGUCUCGAGACCAAGGUCCCCGUGAUCCUCGGCGUGCUCACCGUCCUCAGUGAGGACCAGGCGCUCGAGCGUGCUGGCAUCGGACGCCAGGGCAAGGCCGGCCACAACCACGCUUUGGACUGGGGCUUUGCCGCCGUUGAAAUGGCGCUGAAGAACCGCAAACAGCAAAAGCUUACGUAG
This is a messenger RNA of Malassezia vespertilionis, 534 nucleotides long. RefSeq names its product 6,7-dimethyl-8-ribityllumazine synthase (gene RIB4). Gene Ontology annotation, biological process: riboflavin biosynthetic process. The transcript has a single exon. Gene Ontology annotation, molecular function: 6,7-dimethyl-8-ribityllumazine synthase activity. Lineage: Eukaryota; Fungi; Basidiomycota; Malasseziomycetes; Malasseziales; Malasseziaceae. Bases 1 to 534 code for a protein of 177 amino acids. Gene Ontology annotation, cellular component: intracellular anatomical structure; riboflavin synthase complex; mitochondrial intermembrane space. The record is from RefSeq and is a predicted model, not a curated record.